GCCUGAACCCGUUCGCGCCUCAUUCGCUGCAACGAACCUCGAAACACGACGCGUACCCAGCAGCCAGCAGCCAGCAGCCAGCACCCAGCACCAGUUCCGAUCGCAUCAAAGUGCUCGCUCCUUCCGUGUACAAGUGAAUUUUGUUUGACAAAUGAAUCGCAAUUCUGUCGCAGAGAAUCCUUAUUGAGUGCACACAGAGAUUAACAAUCGAAACGGUAGCUCAAGCCAUACAAAGCGAGACCCCAAAUACGCUGAAUACAUGUGCUCCAAGGCUUUGCUGCUCCUGGCCGCCAUGCUGGCUAUGCGCUGCUUUGGCAGCGACUCUUCCAGGCGGACGCUUGCAUUGGCCUGCGAGGAGGUGGAUGUCACAGAAGUGGAGGACCCAGACGUGAACGGGGCUGAAGCUAUCGUCGCGCUCGAAAACAAUAGAUAUAGCAGUAAAAACAACAACUACAACUACGCGUUUGGCGACGUUGAUGGCAUUGCGGAUAGCAACGACAACGAGCAGAACAAUGACAACUAUAACUACAACUACCACUACAACAAAGCAGCGGCCAAAUGGCAGCACCAGGCGGCGCUCCUACAGCAACAGAAGCUCUACGGAAAUCCCAUUCACAGCAUAUACGACUUCAGUCGAAGCCAGCCACAGCCGCAGCAACAGCAACAACAGCAACAGCAACAACAGCGGCGUGUGGGCAGGUUGGUUGUCGAGCACCAAAACCCGGAGCAGGACCAGGAACAGGACAGCGACAACAGCAGCAGCAAAAACAAUGGCGACAGCAGCAGCCAGCCGCAACAAGAGGAAUUGUUGCUGGAGCGACGGAGUCGCAUCAGUCGCAGGCAGCCAGAGGCGGGUCAGCAGCAGCUUUAUGACAACGAAUAUGCAGCAGCUGUUGAAGCUGGUGCCCCCGAUGCCCAUGUCGACGUUGAGGGCGAAGAGGACUAUGCCGUGGCGGCCGAGGGCCAGGACGUGGACGAGGACGCGGAUGAGCUGAGUGAACAGCUGCCCUACGGCAUUCAGAAUGUGCGCAAGCGUCGCGUUCGCAGCGUUAUGCCGCCCGCCCAACAGCUGCUGGCUCCUGGCCCCAACAGUGACGAGGUAACCUAUCAGUCGCUGUGCCCCACCAAUCGAGUCACCGUCAAGCUGGACAGCGGCGAGUACCGUCCCAAUCAUUACGUGGAGGUCACCUGUGCCCACAACUACGCCCCGCAGCCGCCUCGGGUCCACAACUAUGACUACGUCUACAGGGGCAACGAUCUGCUGCGGGCCCUGCUCGCGGAGCGGGGCGAGAAGCGUGAGAUAUGCUCGGCGAUAGGCUUCGCUUGCAUCCAGCUCAACCGCACCAUCCACCUGAUUCGGUUAAACGAUGCCUCCGGCUGCUGGGAGUCCGAGACCCGAACGGUGCCCUCCGGCUGUGAGUGCAUGUGGCCCAAGCACAGCUACGGCGACAUUGGCUUCUACCACCAGACGCAGAAGCGGGGACGCGGGGGUGUACGCGGACGUGUCGCUCCCAACCUUGACUACAAGCCAGGCGUGGGCUAUCGCCAGCUGACGGUGCGAGCCCGGAGUCCCAAAGCCGGGCCACGCAGUCGACGCGAUGAUUUUGGCUACGAGAGCUACGAUUAUUAGUGGCGCAAGGCAGUGCCAGCCGGUGCAAGGAGCAGGGAGUGGGAGGGUGUGCCAAGCACAUGCAGAGGAUACCCAACUGGAUUUGUGGCGGCAGAUUAGCAACCAAGUUGGAGCCGCAUAAAUUAUUUUCGCUUUAGUUUAGCCGUAAUGAGAAGAGCCCUUGGUAGUUCAGAUAAUUGUAAUGAAAUAUUAAUAAACAACUACAAUGGAGCAACAAUGGAGCGAGCUAAU
Molecule: messenger RNA, 1861 nt
Organism: Drosophila subobscura
Lineage: Eukaryota; Metazoa; Arthropoda; Insecta; Diptera; Drosophilidae
Exons: 7
Coding region: 260-1630 (456 amino acids)
Source: RefSeq, a predicted model, not a curated record